Molecule: messenger RNA, 608 nt
Organism: Varanus komodoensis (Komodo dragon)
Lineage: Eukaryota; Metazoa; Chordata; Lepidosauria; Squamata; Varanidae
Product: galectin-1-like
Exons: 4
Coding region: 104-517 (137 amino acids)
Molecular function (GO): carbohydrate binding; laminin binding
Source: RefSeq, a predicted model, not a curated record
UCUCUGCUGCUGGGCUAUUUAAAGGCAAGGGAGUGGCAGUUCAUUUUCCCCAUAUCUCUGCGCAGGACUUGAUCAACUGAGCUGCACAAGGAGCAUCCCGAAGAUGAGCUCUGCACAUGGAAUUGUUUGCACCAGCCUGCAUGUGGCACCUGGCCAGCGUAUUGCAGUGAAAGGUGACAUUCCACCAGGAGCUAAGGGCUUUGUCAUUAAUUUGGGAAAAAACAGAGAUGACCUUUUAUUACACUUCAAUCCACGUUUUGAUUGUCAUGGGGACCUAAGGACCAUCGUGUGCAACUCCAAAAACAAAGGGCAAUGGGGCACAGAACGCAGGGAGACCAACUUUCCCUUCCAAGAGGGCAGCAGUGCGGAGGUGUUCUUCACACAUGACAAAAAAGAGGUGACCAUUACAUUGCCGGGCAACUAUCAGUUCAAGAUCCCCAAUGACCCUGCCUUUGAAGGCAUUGAAUUUGCCUGUGUGGAAGGUGACUUUAUUUUCAAAGGCUUCUCACUUGCUUAAAUGGUCUCUUCCUCUGGGUUCUCUGCCCUAUAUCCUUCUUCCUACUCCAUAUGACAAAAAAUAAAAUAAACACAACUGAUUUCUGAUUUAA